CCUCCGCCGGCCUCCUUUUCCUCCUCUUUCUCCUCCGCUCUGGGCUCGGCAGGCUGGGCCUGGCUGCGGCGAGGGGCGCGCGAGCAGCAGCAGCAGCAGCUGGGCUGAACGGAGGGAGGAAGGCGAGGCGAAAGAAGGGAGGAAGGAAGGAAGGAGGGGAGGAAGGAAGGGGGGCCGCUGAGGAGGGCGCGGCGGCGGCGGAGGCAGCAGGAGGAGGAGGAGACGUCGGCCGCAGCGGCUCGGAAGGCGGCUCGCUGGCGGGCGGGCGAGGAGGGCCGAAGCCUGGCGGAACCGCCGGGGGGUUGCCUGCGGGCUGGCCGGCUCCACAAGGCCAAGGCGGCCCGGCAGUGGCGGCGGCUGCCCCUCCUCGCCCGGGCCGGCCUCGUCUCCGGCGGGUAGGAUGCGCCCGCUCGUCCCCCGGCACCGGCAGGCAGCUCCCGGCCCGGCCCGCGGCUGAGGCGCCCCCAACGGCGGCGAGUAUGGCCUCACAGCUGCAGGUGUUCUCUCCUCCAUCAGUGUCUUCGAGUGCCUUCUGCAGUGCCAAGAAAUUGAAAGUGGAGCCCUCCAGCUGGGAUGUUUCAGGACAAAGUAACAGUGACGAGUAUUACGGUCACAGUAAAAAUCUCCCAGCUGCUCAGGGGCCGGCAAGUUCCUCUCACCAGGUAGCAAACUUCAGCAUCCCUGCCUAUGACCAGAGCCUCCUUCUCCCUGCUCCUUCCGUUGAGCAUAUUGUGGUUACAGCAGCGGACAGCACAGGCAGCGGUGGAACAACAUCCUUCCAAAACAGCCAAGCCCUAACACACAGGGCUAAUAUUGCUUUGCUGGAGCCAUAUCAAAAAUGUGGAUUAAAAAGGAAAAGUGAGGAGGUUGAUAGCAACGGUAGCGUGCAAAUAAUUGAGGAACAUCCACCUCUCAUGCUGCAAAACAGACCUGCGGUGGGUGCUGCGGCCACUACCACCACUGUGACAACCAAAGCCAGUAGUUCUAGUGGCGAGGGAGAUUACCAGCUGGUCCAACAUGAAAUCCUUUGUUCCAUGACAAAUAGCUAUGAAGUCCUGGAGUUCUUGGGCCGAGGGACUUUUGGGCAAGUGGCAAAAUGUUGGAAGCGCAGCACAAAGGAGAUCGUAGCUAUCAAAAUCCUGAAAAAUCACCCUUCAUAUGCCAGACAAGGGCAGAUUGAAGUGAGCAUCCUCUCUCGGCUGAGCAGCGAGAAUGCUGAUGAGUAUAACUUUGUCCGCUCUUACGAGUGCUUUCAACACAAAAAUCACACAUGCUUGGUGUUUGAGAUGCUGGAGCAAAACUUGUAUGAUUUCUUAAAACAAAAUAAAUUUAGCCCCCUGCCCCUGAAAUACAUUCGGCCGAUUUUGCAACAGGUGGCCACCGCCUUGAUGAAACUCAAAAGCCUGGGUCUAAUUCAUGCUGAUCUGAAGCCUGAAAAUAUCAUGCUCGUUGAUCCAGUGCGUCAGCCAUACAGAGUGAAAGUAAUCGAUUUUGGUUCUGCAAGUCAUGUGUCGAAAGCUGUAUGUUCCACUUACUUACAAUCACGGUAUUACAGAGCUCCUGAAAUCAUUCUAGGUUUACCAUUUUGUGAAGCUAUUGAUAUGUGGUCACUGGGCUGUGUGAUUGCUGAGCUAUUUCUUGGUUGGCCUUUAUAUCCAGGAGCUUCAGAAUAUGAUCAGAUUCGUUACAUUUCACAAACUCAAGGACUUCCAGCAGAGUAUCUUCUGAGUGCAGGAACGAAAACAAGCAGGUUUUUUAACAGAGAUCCAAACUUGGGAUACCCACUGUGGAGACUAAAGACUCCAGAGGAACAUGAGUUGGAGACAGGAAUUAAAUCAAAGGAGGCUCGGAAGUACAUUUUCAAUUGUUUGGAUGACAUGGCGCAGGUGAAUAUGUCUACCGACUUGGAGGGAACAGAUAUGUUGGCAGAGAAGGCUGACCGAAGAGAAUACAUUGAUUUGUUGAAGAAAAUGUUGACAAUUGAUGCAGAUAAGAGAGUUACUCCACUGAAAACUUUGAACCAUCCUUUUGUGACAAUGAACCAUCUACUGGAUUUCCCACACAGCAACCAUGUGAAAUCCUGCUUUCAGAAUAUGGAGAUUUGCAAGCGAAGAGUUAAUAUGUAUGACACAGUAAAUCAAAUAAAGAGCCCAUUCACAACACAUGUGGCACCAAACACAAGCACAAACCUUACCAUGAGUUUCAACAACCAACUCAAUACUGUGCACCAUCAGGCUAGUGUUUUGGCUUCCAAUUCUACAGCCGCUGCUACUCUGUCACUGGCAAAUUCAGAUGUUUCCCUGUUGAAUUACCAGUCUGCUUUGUACCCAUCGUCUGCUGCACCAGUCGCUGGGGUGGCACAGCAGAGUGUUUCUCUACAGCCUGGAACAACACAGAUCUGCACCCAGACAGAUCCAUUUCAGCAAACCUUCAUUGUGUGUCCUCCUGCCUUCCAAACUGGUCUUCAGGCAACCACAAAACAUUCUGGGUUUCCAGUGAGGAUGGACAAUGCUGUUCCAAUUGUGCCGCAGGCACCAGCAGCCCAGCCAUUACAGAUACAGUCAGGAGUUCUUACACAGGGAAGCUGUACACCACUAAUGGUAGCAACUCUUCAUCCUCAAGUAGCCACCAUCACGCCGCAGUAUGCGGUGCCCUUUACUCUGAACUGCGCAGCCGGCCGGCCAGCGCUAGUAGAACAGACGGCUGCAGUACUGCAGGCUUGGCCUGGAGGGACCCAGCAGAUCUUGUUGCCUUCUACCUGGCAACAGAUUCCAGGUGUUGCCCUGCACAACUCUGUCCAGCCUGCAGCAGUGAUUCCAGAGACAAUUGGAAGUAACCAGCAGUUGACUGACUGGAGGAAUGCCCAUUCACAUGGGAAUCAGUACAGCACGAUCAUGCAGCAGCCAUCUUUGCUGACUAACCACGUGACUCUGGCUACAACCCAGCCUUUGAAUGUUGGGGUGGCCCAUGUUGUGAGACAGCAGCAAAAUAAUGCCGUGCCAGCAAAGAAGAACAAACAACCAUCCCAUAGUGCCACAAAACCUACUUCUACAUUGGAGGCCAUCCCAUCUCAAGUCUACUCUCUCAUUGGAAGCAGUCCAUUGCGUGCCACAUCUUCCUCCUCUAAUGCUGUCCUUCCAGGGCAGGAGCAGCACCAGCCCAUUGUUAUUCCAGACACUCCCAGCCCCCCAGUCAGUGUAAUCACCAUCCGCAGUGACACUGAUGAAGAGGAGGAUAACAAAUACAAACCUGGAAGUUUGGGCACGAAGCAAAGAUCGAAUGUCAUCAGCUAUGUUACAGUUAAUGACUCCCCUGAUUCAGACUCUUCGGUGAAUAGCCCCUAUGCGUCGAAUGCACUCUCAACACUCAGGAGCACCGGAGGCGCACUGGAGCCAAGCAGAGCAGCAAAUGAAAGUUCCAGCUCCCGUACCAUUAUUGUGCCUCUGAAAACACAGCUCAGUGACUGUAUUGUAGCCACCCAGGCCUCAGGUGUCUUGAGUAGCCUGAACAAGACUAAGCCAGUGGCAUCUGUGAGUGGACAAACAUCAGGGUGCUGUAUCACACCAACAGGAUACCGACAACAUCGGGUAGUUACAAAUGGUGUACAGCCCCUCAAUCUUAGUCAGAAUCAGCAAGCAACUGUCCUGGCCUCUCAGGAGAGAAGUGGGAACCCAGCUCCACGAAGACAGCAGGCCUAUGUUGCCCCUCUUCCAACUACAAUCGCUCAGGCUCCCUACACGUUCCAGCAUAGCAGCCCAGUACAUCCACAUUUGGCAGCAGCUACUGCAAGUCAGCCACACAUGUAUACCUAUGCGCCUACUACUGCUGCCACACUGGGCUCCACCAACUCCAUUGCUCAUCUGUUUUCCCCUCAGGGCUCCUCCAGGCACACAGCAUACACAACCCAUCCCAGCACUCUUGUGCACCAGGUCCCCGUCAGCGUGGGGCCCAGCUUGCUCACCUCCGCCAAUGUAGCACCGGCUCAGUAUCAGCAUCAAUUUGCGACCCAGUCCUACAUUGGUGCUUCCAGAGGAUCGGCUAUUUACACUGGAUACCCACUGAGCCCUACAAAGAUCAAUCAGUACUCUUACUUGUAGUCCUUGGAGCUGAGGUUGACAAUAAUCAUUCACAACUUGAUCAUAUGAGUGAAGAGAUCUACAGUUUGGUUUUGCAGUAUUUGGACAGUUUCACAACAGGGACUUCUGCAAAAUCAAAGGAUGAUGAAGGGGGACCAUCUCCCUUUUUUGACAGCUUUUUAAAUGCGCUCCAGAGUUUGGUUGUACUGUUAGUGGAGCCCUGCUGAUUUGGGAAGGGGAAGCUCAGGUUAUCGCUGAGCAAAACCUUUUGGAUCACACUCACAUUAAGCUUUUACAGUUGAUUUUAACAGAUGCUUUAAAAACAGCAAAGUUCUGCACCCAUUUAUUUAAAGCUCUUGUUUUCAUGUUGAUCAGAGAGGAAAAGGAAAUCAAGGACUUAAAAAUGCUGUUUUAAAAAAACUCUUAUACUUACCUAGUACUUGUCUAAAUUAUUUUAGCAGCUUGCACAAAUCCAUAUUUGCCACUAAAAUGCACAUUUAACUCUAGGUUGCUAGGGCAGAUUUAUAAACUUGAGUUAGUGUUUUAAAGUUAAUUUUAUAAUUUACAUUCUGGAUAGGCAAUAGCUGAAUUCUGCAAAAGCAGUUAAUUCUCCUUCUACCCCAAUAUAUGUGUGCGUAUGUAUGUUUACGUUUGAGUGUGUGUGUAUAUAUAUAUAUAUAUAUAUAUUGCUUCCCAGUUUCUUGUUUUUAAUUCUUUCCAUUUAAUGCUAGUGUAGCAAAAUCUUUGUUUGCAUUUCUCACUUAAAUCUUUGUUUUUGGCUCUUUGUAAAGACGAGUCUCCAAAAUGAGAUGUUUUUAAUGAUUGUGGAAGCUAUGAAUUUGCUUCUUGAUAUGUGAGAUAACAGUCUGUGAUAUGGUUUGACUGUUUUGGUCAGAAAACGUGUUCUCAGCGAGGAAUGCUUAGGCCUGCAUUGUUAAUUUGAAGGCAGAUGCCACUGAGAACAUCUUCUGAUAAGACCACACUGAAAUGAACAGGAGAUAUGCAUAUGAUCACCUGUCUGUCUCUGUAGACUUGAUCUGGAGCAGAGGUCUCAUACAUAAUAACUUUUCCAGUUUUAACUUUUUUACAAAAAUACAGAAAUGGAUUCCUUUCCUGGAAACACAGGGACCUCUAUCCCAUCAUGUCUUUUACUGCAUGGUCCAUUUAGCUAAGGAAUCCAGAAUUCACCAAAACAGCAACCUACAGAUAUAUACAUUUUUAUACUCCUGUUAGCAGAUUCUCUCUGGUAUCUUGCUGGCAAAAAACAAAACAAAAACCUUUAAAGCGCUCUUAUUAAGACUUGUAUAAAGUAAAUGCAUGUAGGAAUUGCAAAAACAUGUCACACAAUUGCUGAUUUUAAAGGUUUAUUACGAAAUUUAAAACUAUUUUAGAAGUUUUGUAAUUGUGGUGUUUUAAUAUUUUACAGAAAAUGAAAUAUGUACAUAGUGAUUAGAACAAAAUACACAAGCAAAAUUUCCUGCAAAUCCCAAAUGUUCUGUCUUUGUAAUCAAAAUGUGUAGUGAUUAUACUUGAACUCUGUACUUAGUGUUUGUCUAAUUCUUAAAUGUCUCUGGAGUUGAAAUUACUCUGUUCCUUUGUAUUUAAACCAAAAUGAGUUGAUACAUGUUGGAAUGUAUGUGAUAUAAUGCAAUCGUCUAGAGCUCAUCACUGUAGCACUGAGAGAGACAAAUUGGAGCCGCAUGAAAGACAAGGAUACCUUCUAAUUUGUUUUGCACAGGUAUGUGUGACUGGUAUGUUCCUUCCACCCCCACCCCAUAUUGUAGUGCCUUAAUGAUUAUGUAGUGUGACUAGAGUUUACAGUGAGCUUGCCUUAUGAUGAACCAGCAAGCCCCUCCACUCUCCGUCGAACUGAAGCAAUUCAUUGAGCAUAUCCAACUGAAGAUAGAAAUAAGUGGCAAAAACAUUGUUGCUUUAAGUUACAAUGCCAACAUACAAUGAGCUGUGGAUAUGAUCCAUCCAAAGCUUGGAUUCUUCUUAAAAUCUCAUUACUUGCAAUUAAAAAGUUAAGAACAUUCUUAKCCGAUCCCACUGAAACAGAUGGCUCAGUUCAAACAUCAGCCCAGUCCAUGGUUCAAAGUAACCAUGUUUUCAGUUUUCAAGUAUAGUUAAACCAUGGUAUCUGCUACCUGUCUGUUUUUGCCCCCCCCCCCCUUUCCCAGUAAUCAGCUGCUUCCUACCUAUAGUUUGUUAAUCACACAACAUGGCAUGCUAUAUAAUUAGCUCAAACCAUUGAUUGCAAGCCUGCAUAAAUCAUGGUUUCUGAUUUCUGGUUUACUGGUUGAUUUUAAACCAUUUUUUUGAAAGUUAAAACAUGCCAUAUUUCUUAAUCUCUUAACAGUGGUUUGGUAAGAUGUCUCAAUUGAGUCUGUGAAACCUAAAAGUACUUCAGUCUAGGUGGAAUGUGUCUAGGUGUUUUGUUUGGAGUAAAGCUUUUUUCCCUUAAAUUUUUACCUACAUUAUUAGCUGUCGAUGCAUCUUUAAUAGGGUAUUGUGCUGGGAAUGCAUUGGGAUGUUUAUCUGAUGUUGCAGAGGUGAUUAAACACGUGCAAUUACUUUCCCUUAGAUUAUAUUGUAACAUUAGCUCCCCCCUGGUCUGUAGCAGAUGUUACUUGUAAAAUAUUACUAGUUAGGUGUUAAGAACUUUUAUACCAAAGAGAGCCUGCUGGAAAGCACAUAAUAUUCUGUUUUAUUUAACACCACUAGUAACAUGGGGCGCUUUGGGGAAGGCUUGAGAGCUGUAGCACUUGAUAUUGUAAAUGCACAGUUGAACUGGCCUGCUGGUGGGUGCGCUUUUUAAAUGCUUGUUUUCCUGCAUUCUGUCACACACUUGCUGUCACCACUGUCAUUAUGCAGACAGUGAUCUUGGCCAAAUGGAGAAUAAACUGGCUUGGAGAGUGGUAUUGCUACAGCAAUAAAAGGCUUUAACUGCCUUGAAAACCAAGUUUGUAUUCUGUCCAGUCUAAAUCAUAAGAUUAAUUUUGGUACUUUGCAGAAAAUUCAAAAAUGCCAAACGGAAACGUGCAUGAUAGGAUGCUAUAGUCUGCUUAACCCCAAUAUGAACAGCUUGUCAGAUGGUUUAGGGCAAUAAUACUAACCUCGCUGAAGUCAGGCAAGGGGCUUUACUAAUAAUUCCAGCGAAGUCAACUGAUGAUAAAGCCACAUCUCAAAUAGGACAAAGUAAUUUGUGAACCACAAGCCUUACAGGUUCCUUUAUGAGGCAUCUGUUGUCUUUGGCAAUAGAGGAAGCUGGUGAGUUCACAUCACGACUAGCGGUGGGACCUUUGUUUAUUGUGUUUUUGCUCUGUUUUAAUCUUAUCCUUUGUAUUGAUGAGAAGAUAACCAAGGAAUUUCAGUUCUUUAUAUCAAUGGUGUCAACAAUGCUUUCUGUUAUCAAAAUGCUUUUCUGCUUAGUGCCAAGCCCUUUAGAAAAUUCCUCUUUGUCCCAGUCCGCAUCACAGAAAUCCUAGAAGUUUCACAACUAAUGGGGAAUUUCCAGUAUAGCUAAACUUUUCAAUUUGUUGAAAGAAAAAUGCAAAGUAAGAUCUAAACAUUCUGGGUUAAUUUGUUCCUAUUCACAUUUAGCUCUUCAAAGCCAAUUUACUCCUCCUGAGUCACGUAUCCCUCAAUAGCUUAGGGAGUGUUUUUCCCAGAUGCAAAAUUCUAUCAAAUGUAAUUGGAAUUAAUCAGUGUUAUGUGAUAUGAACAGUUUCCAAAAGGAAUUUCCCUAAAGGUCUAGACCUUUUCAAGGAUUUUCUUCAGAGAUUACUCUGUAGUCAAGCAUUUGCCAAUGGUUUUACCCUAUUGAAGUCCAAUUCUCACAGAGAGUGAAUAAAGUGGCAAACGUGUAUCCAGAUAAGGUGGGGUUUUCAGCAUGGAACUUUCUGCCAUCCCAAAAGCAAAUCCCUUUGCAUAAAGGGAAGUCAGAAUCUUGUCAGGCUAAUUCUGUUCCCCAAACUUUGUUUUCUGUAUACAGUAAUUACUGGUUUUUGUAUGGCAGUAUGUUGUCAUGUCAGUUUCUGGUUUCAUGGCGUAGCAAUGCCAAUUUGCCACAUUAUACAUUCUUUUUGAGAAUAAAGCUUUAGGUGCAUCCUGUUUUCCCAGUGCAUAUCCAGCUUGCCUCACUGUGGAUAGAGAGACGUAAUAUGAUAGGUAGCUUCUCAGCUGUGCAGCCUCUUUAUAAGUGGCCAUACUUUUUAUGCACAUAAAAAGAUGGGUUUUCUGAAGCAAUCUGGAAUCCCUGUGUCAUUCUUGGCUGCACUUUCGCAUGCGACUCAAUGUCUGCGUGAAUCCCAAUGAAAUCUGGGGCUUGCAUAUGUACAGCUGUGCUCAAUUCUGCAACCCAGAUUUGCAGUAAACUUGCCUUUUUAUGAUGAGAUGUUUCACCUAGUCACCUUGGUGAUUAGUUAAGCCAGUUACUUAAUGUUGUUCUUGAUUUGAGAGCUCACUUCACAGCUGUUGAUAUUCCACUGCAAAAACAACUUCAGAGCUUUACUGCUUGCACAGAAGUGACCAGUGAAGCACUAUACCUCUGACUCAAUUAAAGCAAAACAAAACAAUUGCUUCUAAGUGACUGGGAUUGGCACAGCCCUGCUUUUUUCUCAUUUUAAUUUUUAACUUAUGAAUGGUGCCGCAUGUUGACAUAGUUGUUUGUUUGUUGCUAAACUUUAUAUAAUGUGUGAUUUCAGAUUCAGCUUGAACUAUUAUCUAACUCACUACAUGUAGCAGUGCAUUAUAUGUAAUGUUAGUAUUUCUGCUUGAAUCCUUGAUAUUGCAAUGGAAUUCCUACUUUAUUAAAUGUAUUUGAUAUGCUAGUUUACUGUGUAGAAUUUAACUUUUUUCUGGUUGUGCUCUUCCUUUUUACAAGCCGCUAGAUAAAGGUAGUUUCUGACAAUUACUGAUCUAUGUUUGUAUUGCCAAUGUACUUAGGGGGUAAUGUAAAAAUCAUUUUAACAAAAGGAAAUACAGAUAUUUAAAAAAAUUUAAUACUAACUAUAUGGGAAAAGGGUCCAUUGUGAAAACAUAGUUUAUCUUUGGAUUCAAUGUUUGUCUUUGGUUUUACAAAGUAGCUUGUAUUUUAAGUAUUUUCUACAUAAUAUGGUAAAAAUGUAGAACAAUUGCAAUGCAUCAAUAAAAAGGGUUAAUUUUCUGUACUCUA
Molecule: messenger RNA, 9252 nt
Organism: Anolis sagrei ordinatus
Lineage: Eukaryota; Metazoa; Chordata; Lepidosauria; Squamata; Anolidae
Gene: HIPK1
Product: homeodomain interacting protein kinase 1
Biological process (GO): smoothened signaling pathway; peptidyl-threonine phosphorylation; intrinsic apoptotic signaling pathway in response to DNA damage by p53 class mediator
Cellular component (GO): PML body; nucleus; cytoplasm
Molecular function (GO): protein serine/threonine kinase activity; protein tyrosine kinase activity; ATP binding
Source: RefSeq, a predicted model, not a curated record